This is a messenger RNA of Ilyonectria robusta, 516 nucleotides long. RefSeq lists its product as uncharacterized. The transcript has a single exon. NCBI's taxonomy places the organism in Eukaryota, Fungi, Ascomycota, Sordariomycetes, Hypocreales, Nectriaceae. Bases 1 to 516 code for a protein of 171 amino acids. The record is from RefSeq and is a predicted model, not a curated record.
AUGGCUGAUAACGGAAACGACGGAAACAACAAAAACAACAGACAAGGGCGUCAAGAUGGCGCUGUCUGCAGCUGGCUGGUCGAUUUCGCCAACUUGACGGACCACAACGGUAGGCACAAGGUGAUGAUCCAUUCCAGCACAGGCUACCUGUUUUCCAUCCUCUGCCCGGCAAACUGGGGCCGCCGGCUCGUCACCAACACAGCGCUAAACCCCAGCCAGAUCAUCAUCAGCCCAGGCGAGGACGGUCCUCGUGCGGAAGACCACCAAUACGCCUUCAAGUUGACAAUGCUACCGCCCGAGGAUAUUUGUAUCCACAUCGAUGCGGGGGCCCCGAUCACGAGUAUUGGAGUUGCCGACGGCCCCGGCGACUUGGUGCUGUUGUCCUUCCACUCUCGCACUGCACCGUUGGAGACCUUUAACUUGGUCAUGGGUGAGCCUGGGAAUCAGGUGAUGGCUUUGUGGUUUUGUGGCGGCCGCAACAUUGUGGAAUACAUGGUCGAGGGUGACAAACUCUGA